CUGCAGUAAAUAACAGCUCCGACACCGAGAGCAUUCCCUCGCCAAGGCCCGAAGCCAAAGAAGGAGGCGAAAACGGGGCCAAGGCACCACCCGGGCCGGGAGGUGACUCCGGCGCAGAACCGGCAGUCAAGUUGGAAGAGGCUCCGACACCUCCCGACGCUCCCCCGGCUCCCCCCGCCAACCCCGCUCCUGCCACCAGCCCUCCGCCGGAGGCAGCUCCCGAGCCGCCCAGCAGCGAGGAGAAGGUGCAGGAGGACCUGGUGGUGGACGUGGUGAAAACGGAGGAGCCAGAGGAGAAGGUGAGCGAAGAGCCCUGCAAGAACGAGGUGAAGAAGGAGGAGAGCGAAGACAGCCAGGAGAAGGACAAGGGGAAUGACAAGAAAGCAGAAAGCGGCGUCAACGGCGGAGGGACAGCAGGGACGGAGGGGACGCCCAAGGCUGAGAAGAAGGAGAGCCAUAAAGGCAGUAAAGGCCCCGGGGUGAACCCUGACAGCGACUCCAGCGCAACCUGCAGCGCGGACGAGAUGGACGAGCAGGAUGCUGUGGACAAGAGCAGGUUGCUGUCCCCCCGGCCCAGCCUGCUCAACACCGCCAGCGAUGCCAGGCUGAACUCCUCGCCGCAGAAGCCGCUGGACCUGAAGCAGCUGAAGCAGCGUGCUGCUGCCAUCCCUCCCAUCAUUUCCGAAGGUUUCACGGAGGGGAUAUUGCAGAGUGGAAGUGUGAAGCCUCAGGUGCCUCCCCAUGCCUUGGCCCUCUACCAGCAGCAGAUCACGAAAGCCCAUGAGUCUGCCCGCGAGGACAUGCCCCCAGGCAAGCUAUCGCAGUCCCAGCAGCAGGCGGAGAAGGAGCAGCAGCAGCCAAGCAGCAGUCCCAGGGGAAAGAGCAGGAGCCCCGCUGUUGGUGACAAGGAAGAAAAGUCCGUGCAUUUCUCAUCCAUCGCAGAGGCUCAGAAGCUGAGCGCGGAGCCGACGGCCGCCUCGUGCUGGCCCCCUGUCCUGUCCUACUCCCGGGAUGUGAUAAAAACCUCUCCCCAGGCGGAGCCCCACUUGUUUCAGUAUAACCCACCAGGACACCCCAUCCCGCUAAACCUGCAUGAGAGCUCUCGCUCGGGGCUGCAGAGACUAGCGAGCAUCUCCAACCCUCCUCCCCUCAUCUCCUCCACCAAGCACCCCUCCAUGCUGGAGAGACCCGUCGGAUCCAUUUCCCAGGGCAUGCCCAUCCAGCUCCACACACCCUACAGCUCCGAGCACGCCAAGGUCCCCGUCGGCUCCAUCACCAUGGGCCUGCCGCUGACCAUGGAUCCCAAGAAACUGGUGCCUUUUCCUGGAGUAAAGCAGGAACAACUUUCUCCUAGAAGCCAGGCCAGCCAGCCGGAAAGUCUGGUUCUGCAGCCAUCCCAGGAGGGCUCCAUCCUGCGGGGUACUUCCCUCAGCUCUGCCUCGGGAGGGAGCAUCACCAAGGGAACACCCACAUCCAGACCCCCUCCGGAGUCACCCAUCACCUACCGAGGAUCCAUCACACAUGGCACCCCGGCAGAAGUGCUGUACAAAGGAACCAUUACCAGGAUAAUCGGAGAAGACAGCCCCAGCAGAGCAGAGAAGGCGAGAGAGGAUGCCAUGCCCAAAGGACAUGUCAUCUACGAAGGGAAGAAAGGCCACGUGCUGUCCUACGAGGUUGCUGCUUCUCAGUGUCCCAAAGAAGACAGCAGGAGCUCAGGAGCUUCGCAUGAGACCACGGGAACCAAGCGGACCUACGAUAUGAUGGAGGGGAGGAUCAGCCGGGGCUUAUCAGCCCGUGAUACCCUAUCUGCCAGCAUUGAAGGUCUCAUGGGUCGAGCAAUCCCUCCAGACCGACACAGUCCCCAUAACCUAAAGGAGCAGCAUCACAUGCGGGGCUCAAUUACACAAGGAAUACCUCGGUCCUACGUGGAGGCCCAUGAGGACUACCUCAGAAGAGAAGCCAAACAGCUCAAGAGGGAAAACACUCCACCGAGGGACUUAUCUGAUGCCUACAAGGUCAGGUCUCACGAGGGCCUUACUCCUCUGAAAAUGAAACCAGCCCAUGAAGGCCUGGUGGCCACGGUGAAAGAAGCGGGAAGGUCAAUCCAUGAGAUUCCCCGGGAGGAGCUGAGGCGGACACCGGACAUCUCUCUGACGAGACCUCUGAAGGAAGGCUCCAUCACGCAGGGUACCCCGCUGAAGUACGACAGUGGCUCUUCCUCCUCAAGUACCAAAAAACAUGACGUGCGGUCCAUCAUCGGCAGUCCCGGCAGGACUUUUCACUCUGUGCACUCACUGGACGUCAUCCAAGACCCAAGGAAUCUGGAGAGAGCUUACGAAGAGAGCCUGAAAAACAGGCCAAGCCCGGUGACAAACUCGGGUGGGUCUCCGGUUUCCACACGGGAGUCCCCGCCGCGGCAGCACGAAGGGAGCAUCACUGCCGGGAAGCCGGUGUCCCAGGACAGAAAGAUCACCCCCACAUCGAGAGAGCUCACCAACUCCAAGUCUCCGCAUGCCCCCGUGGCCGACCACCACCACCCCAUCUCCCCGUACGAGCACCUGCUCCGUGGCGUGAGCGGGGUCGACCUGUACCGAGGACACAUCCCGCUGGCUUUCGACCCUGCCGCCAUCCCGAGGGGAAUCCAACUGGAAGCAGCUGCUGCUUACUACCUGCCGAGGCAUCUGGCUCCAAGCCCCACGUACCCCCACCUCUACCCCCCGUACCUCAUCCGGGGCUACCCGGACACAGCCGCCAUGGAGAACCGACAGACCAUCAUCAACGACUACAUCACGUCCCAGCAGAUGCACCACAACGCCGCAGCCACGGCCAUGGCACAGCGGGCGGACAUGCUGCGCGGCUUGUCACCCCGGGAGCCCUCGCUCACCCUCAACUAUGCAGCAGGUCCUCCUGGCAUCAUCGACCUGUCCCAAGUGCCACACCUGCCCGUCCUCGUGCCUCCCACCCCCGGCACCUCCGCCACCACCAUGGACCGCAUCACCUACAUCCCCGGCCCCCCCCAGACCUUCGGCAGCCGGCACAGCAGCUCCCCGCUCUCCCCAGGAGGCCCCACGCACAUGACCAAACAGUCGGGAUCGUCGGUGUCCGAGCGGGAACGGGAGCGGGAACGGGAGAGGGAGCGUGAAAAAUCCAUCCUAGCGUCCACCACGGUGGAGCAUGCACCCAUCUGGAGACCAGGUACAGAGCAGUCCAGCAGCCGUUCGUCCUCACACUCUCACAGCCACCAGCACUCUCCUGUCUCUCCCCGCACCCACGAGACCAUCCAGCAGCGCCCCAGCGUGCUCCACAACACAAGCAUGAAGAUCAUCUCCUCGGAGACCCCCACCCCUUCCGUCCUGCGAUCCUCCUCCACCACUACCACGUCACCGAUCCGCUCCGCCGCCUUCCCCUCAGCCUCCACCCUGCGCUCCUCCAUCAGCGCGGCAGACGGCUACGCGGCCCUGAUGGACCCGGCCGUCCUGCAGAAAGAGGCCUCGAGGGCACGGGAAGCCAAGGCAGAACGACCCCAGACUGACAACAACGUCUUCACCUCAAAGCUGCCCAGUGGGGCCAACCUCGAACAGUCACCUUCACCCAUUAAAGCCAUGGAGUCGAGACCUUUACCCGCCUCCGGACCUGGUUCUUCUCAUCACUAUAGCAGAGGACAGGGGAAAAGCCAGCAGCACCAUCACCCUCUGGACCAGCAGCACGCAGCCUCGGGCCCCGAGCAGCACAGUAGAGAAAAGAGUCAAAGUAAACCCUUUUCAAUGCAGGAACAGGAGCUCCGAGCACUCGGUAAGACCACCACGACAGCAGCCAACUUCAUAGAUGUGAUUAUCAUGCGCCAAAUGUCGUGCGAUAAGGGGCAGCGAGAAAGAGGCUCACUAAGUAAUGACUCCGCUAGCGAUGGCUUUCAUGGAGGCUACAGCCCUGAGCGGAUGGAAGCAGUGAGUCCCGUGAGCUCGCCCAGCCUGUCCCAUGAGAAAGGGGCCAAGCUGCUACAGGAUGCGGAGAAGGGGCACGGGGAGCAUGACCUGAGGCAGAAACAGCAAGGCUCGCUGAAGGCCUCGGCUCCCGAAGCAGCCCACCUGCAGCACCUCCGGCAGCCCGACGGCCCCCAACCCCAGUGCCAGCCCCUGCAGUCCAGCCAGAGCAUCAAGGGCAUGAACCAACGGGUGGUCACGCUGGCCCAGCACAUCAGCGAGGUCAUCACGCAGGACUACACACGCCAUCACCCACAGCAGCUCAACUCCCACAUCCAGACCCCGGUGUACUCCUUCCCUGGGACCGCGUGCCCUGUGCUGGACCUGCGCCGCACCCCCAGCGAGGCGUAUCUGCAGCAGCAGGAGCAUGCGGCGGCCUCCAGGAUCUCCCCGCAGAAUGAAGGCGGCAAAAGGUCCCCAGAGCAGAGCAAAGCCUCGGCCGGGAGCGGGUCGGACAACUGUAUCGAGCCGGUCUCUCCACCAGACGGCGUGGGAGAAUCGGAGCACGCCAAGAGCGCCACGUACCCGAUCCUGUACCGUGAGGGCGAGCAGAUAGACCAGAGGAUGGGCUCCAAGUCCCCAGGAAACAACACUCAGCCUCCAGCUUUCUUCAGCAAGCUGACUGAGAGCAACUCUGCCAUGGUGAAGUCCAAGAAACAGGAGAUCAUCAAGAAGCUCAGCACGACCAACAAAAAUGAAACGGAGUACAAUGUUGGGCAGCCUGGAACAGAGAUUUUCAAUAUGCCGGCGAUUACCGGAGCAGGGCUAAUCAGUUGUAGGAGCCAGUCGGUCCAAGAGAAUUCCAGUACCAACAUGGGGUUGGAGGCAAUAAUUAGGAAAGCCCUAAUGGGUAAAUAUGACGAGCAGUGGGAAGAGCGCUCACCUCUCAGUGCCAAUGCUUUUAACUCUCUGAAUGCCAGUGCAAGCCUGCCCGCUGCUAUGCCCAUAACUCCUGCUGAUGGACGAAACGAGGACGUGCGCUCCUUGCCAG
Messenger RNA from Fulmarus glacialis (Northern fulmar), 4971 nucleotides. It is a transcript of the gene NCOR2, whose product is annotated as nuclear receptor corepressor 2. The transcript has 27 exons. The annotation marks the transcript as partial. Gene Ontology annotation, molecular function: transcription corepressor activity. The record is from RefSeq and is a predicted model, not a curated record. NCBI's taxonomy places the organism in Eukaryota, Metazoa, Chordata, Aves, Procellariiformes, Procellariidae. Gene Ontology annotation, biological process: negative regulation of transcription by RNA polymerase II.